AUGUCUAACAUCCACGCCUUGUCCUCCGCCGUCUACGGGAAAGGAGACAAGCUGUUUCACGCCAAAUCUGGACCGUUGAAUUUCCACUCGUCGCUGGUUUCUCGUGGUGCACAACUUGCUGUGGAUUACGAUGACGACGCGCAACACGAUGAAGGUGACGAAGGACUGGAGAUCGCAAAGAUUGGAAUUUCUAAGGAGAUCGUGAACGCUCUUGCAAAGAAAGGUAUCACGAAGCUCUUCCCCAUUCAGAAAGCUGUGCUGGAACCUGCUAUGCAAAGGAGGACAUAUCAUAACAACACUGUAUAA
Messenger RNA from Vicia faba (fava bean), 306 nucleotides. The record is from the annotation of a GenBank genome assembly. Lineage: Eukaryota; Viridiplantae; Streptophyta; Magnoliopsida; Fabales; Fabaceae.